Molecule: messenger RNA, 1710 nt
Organism: Enterobius vermicularis (human pinworm)
Lineage: Eukaryota; Metazoa; Nematoda; Chromadorea; Rhabditida; Oxyuridae
Source: the annotation of a GenBank genome assembly
AUGCUUGGAAAUAAUGAAAAGUCUUCACAAGGGUCUUCAGUUAUGACAAAUAAACCUUGGGCUGUUAACUGUAUUGGUUCAACAAUUUCGCUUCCAAUUGCACCGGUAGUUUUGGAGGAUAGAAGUGGCAUGCCUGAUGGUACUUAUCCAAUCAGCCAAGAACAACUAAAUGCAAGUUACAACUGGAAAUUUAGUGAUUGGUAUCCCCGUUGUUGCAUGGCUUGCAGCCUUAACGGCUUAUAUCCUAUACAUGAAUGUAGAUGGCACGCUGCUGCCAUUGCAGUACCUGAAGAAAUCACAUCAUCGUGCGAAGAGAUGGAAUUGUGCGGUGAAACAGACUGCGAUAAGCCCCGUCAACGGCGAAAACCAAACAUUGGUGACUUACCUGAUCACGUAUUAAUUACUGUUUUCGAAAAUAUUCACAGAGUCGAAUUGACGCGUUCUAUCUGUUUGGUGUGUAGAAGAUGGAAUAGGCUUACACAAACUCCAAGGCUAUGGCGCGAAAUCCGCAUUGUUGUUUGUAAUGAGCCAUCAUGUCUGGACUCAAUACGGACAUUUCUGUACAGAGUAUGUCGGUUUAUUCAGAAACUUUGUAUAUAUAUUUUGAACUGCGAGCCUAUAUCUGAAAUGGACUUCAUUAAUCUGUUUCCUCCUCAGAUGCUUGCUGUUACGGUGCUGGACAUUGGCUUUUUGUGUUAUUUUACGGUUCCAGUUGUCCAAUUUCUUAUUACUUGUUUCCCAAAUGUUGAGAAGCUGAAUGUGGAAGGUCUCAAAAAGGUUGAUGAAGGAGCUUUCAAACUAAUGUUUUCUGAAGGUUUCACUCAGCUAAAAGAGUUAAUUCUCUCGCACUGUGAAUCGCUAACUUUACAAGAUUUCGAUAUGUUAUGUAGAGCCGCUCAUCCUUUGAGUGUUCUUAGCAUUGACGGGAUUUUAACUCUUCAGUCUUAUGCUGGUCUACGGCUAGCUGAAUCUUCAAUGGUCUCUUCGUUAACGAGAUUAUAUUUGGAUGGUGAGGAAAUGUAUGAUGCUGCGUUUGGUGCCAUAACUUGUUGCCGCAAUCUAGAACUGUUAUCAGUCUCUUACUGCGAAAGUGCAACUAACUUAUCUUUGACAUAUAUAAAGUCGCUUUCUAAACUGAAACAUUUGCAUUUACGCAAAGGAAAGGAAUUUACGGAAGAAGGCUUGAAAUCCUUUUUCGAAAUAAAUAAUGGAAAUCCUUCGUCUGCUCCAAUAUUUCCAGCCAAACUUAGGUACCUCAACCUUGGUGAAUGUCCAGGAGUUAACGAUGUAGUUGUCGAUCUCCUUACAAAAAGCUGUCCUGAGUUAGUGUCGCUCUGUUUAGUUUGGUGUUGGUCAGUUACUGAUAUUGGUUUUACACACUUAGUGCAACGGUUGAGUAAUUUGGAGUUUUUGGAUAUUCGCGGGAUGGACUGUAUUGAUGGCCGCGCUUUACUGAAGGUUCCUAACCUUCAUCUUAAAAAGUUAAGAUAUCUUGGUGCUGAACAGUGUCCCAGGAUUGAGGAUUCGACCUUGCAAAUUUUAAAUCUUCAGAAGAAGGAUUUGAUUAUAUCAAACUACCACAACUAUUUCAUUACGUUCGAACUUUGCAAUGGAAUAGCACGAUUUGGGGAGCGUUUUGACAAACAGUUUGAGGAAGCAGUUAGUGACGUGUUAUCACGUCAUGAAGGAUAUUGUUGUAUGGCUCUUUAG